Ochotona princeps (American pika) is the source of this 1263-nucleotide messenger RNA. It is a transcript of the gene SNRPA, whose product is annotated as small nuclear ribonucleoprotein polypeptide A. Lineage: Eukaryota; Metazoa; Chordata; Mammalia; Lagomorpha; Ochotonidae. Gene Ontology annotation, cellular component: U1 snRNP. The coding region runs from base 206 to 1054 and encodes 282 amino acids. Gene Ontology annotation, biological process: mRNA splicing, via spliceosome. The record is from RefSeq and is a predicted model, not a curated record. Gene Ontology annotation, molecular function: U1 snRNA binding. The transcript has 6 exons.
GAGAGUCUCCGAGGCACGCGGGCGGUAGAAGCGGGGUUCCUGCGCACGCCUGGGAUCCCGGGCUGUGCUUUCCGCCUGGUUUCCUCUUGUUGGGAAGGUUUCUGAGCCGCCCGGUCAGUCCGCCAGCAGACAAAGGAUUUAAGCGAGACCCCGGAUUAAAGUCCCUUGUUUUCCUCCUUUAAGCGCGCCUUCGGCACCUCAUCCCAUGGCAGUUCCCGAGACCCGCCCCAACCACACCAUUUAUAUCAACAACCUCAAUGAGAAGAUCAAGAAAGAUGAGCUGAAGAAGUCGCUCUACGCCAUCUUCUCCCAGUUUGGCCAGAUCCUGGACAUCCUGGUGUCGCGGAGCCUGAAGAUGAGGGGCCAGGCGUUUGUCAUCUUCAAGGAGGUCAGCAGUGCCACCAAUGCCCUGCGCUCCAUGCAAGGCUUCCCCUUCUACGACAAGCCCAUGCGCAUCCAGUAUGCCAAGACCGACUCGGACAUCAUUGCCAAGAUGAAGGGCACCUUCGUGGAGCGGGACCGCAAGCGGGAGAAAAGGAAGCCCAAGAGCCAGGAGACCCCGUCUGCCAAGAAGGCUGCACAGGGUGGGGCAGCGGCCCCUGUGGUAGGCACCGUGCAGGGGCCUGUUCCGGGCAUGCCGCCGAUGACGCAGGCACCUCGGAUCAUGCACCACAUGCCAGGCCAGCCCCCCUACAUGCCACCCCCUGGCAUGAUCCCGCCGCCAGGCCUUGCGCCUGGCCAGCUCCCGCCGGGGGCCAUGCCCCCUCAGCAGCUCAUGCCAGGACAGAUGCCGCCCGCCCAGCCUCUGUCGGAGAAUCCUCCAAAUCACAUCUUGUUCCUCACCAACCUGCCUGAGGAGACCAACGAGCUCAUGCUGUCCAUGCUGUUCAACCAGUUCCCUGGCUUCAAGGAGGUCCGGCUGGUGCCCGGGCGGCACGACAUCGCCUUCGUGGAGUUUGACAAUGAGGUGCAGGCCGGGGCUGCCCGUGAUGCCCUGCAGGGCUUUAAGAUUACCCAGAACAAUGCCAUGAAGAUUUCUUUUGCUAAGAAGUAGCGCCUUGUCCCCAUGCCUGUCCCCGCCCCCUACUCUGGGGCCACCCCUUCCCUCUUGGCUCGGCCCCCCAGAAGGUAAGUCCCCCUCGGGGGCCUUCUCUGAGCCGUGUGUGAGUGAGUGGUCGCCACACAGCAUUGUACCCAGAGUCUGUCCCCAGACAUUGCACCUGGCGCUGUUAGGCUGAAAUUAAAGUGGUUUUCUUUUUCUUU